CUCCCGAAACAUCACACACUUGAAAGGUCAGUAGAGACUGUGAUUGACAGGCUGUGAGUGGUCUUCCUGUCCAGAGAGGGCAGCCAUGACGGUGACAUACUCACGGCGGGUGGCAGAUGCGCGUCUGGGCACUUUUUAUUGCCUGCUUCUGCGAUGGAAAGGAAGCAUCUAUAAACUGUUAUAUCGAGAGCUGCUGAUCUUCACUGUGAUGUACGGCACAAUCAGCAUCACGUACAGGUGCAUACUGACUGAAGAGCAGCGCAGGAUGUUCGAGAAGCUCUCCGUGUACUGUGAUCAGUACGCGCAACUGAUUCCCUUGUCGUUCGUACUGGGUUUCUACGUGACGCUUGUGGUGUCUCGUUGGUGGGGUCAGUACGAGAGCAUCCCGUGGCCGGACCGUCUGUCAGCGCUGGUUAGCGGACACGUCCGGGGCGCAGAUGAAGGGGCCAGACUCAUCCGCAGGAGUCUAAUGCGUUACGCCAACCUGUCGGGCAUCCUGAUCUACCGCUCGGUCAGCACCGCUGCCUACAAGAGGUUCCCGACCAUGAGCCACCUCGUUCAAGCAGGUCUGAUGACGGCUGAGGAACUGAGGCAGUUAGAGGAACUGCCCUCCCCUCAUAAUAAGUUCUGGGUUCCCUGCAUGUGGUUUGUCAGUCUGGCCAUGAGAGCUCGAUCUGAAGGACGCAUCAAUAAUGAUGUGGCAAUGACCGCCAUCCUCAACGAGUUGAACACACUGCGCUCUCAGUGUAUGAGGCUGUACGGCUAUGACUGGAUCAGUCUGCCUCUAGUUUACACACAGGUUGUAACCGUGGCUGUGUACAGUUACUUUUUGACUUGUCUGAUUGGUCGGCAGUUCCUCGACCCCACCCAGGGUUACCCGGGUCACAACCUGGACUUCUACCUGCCUGUCUUCACCUUACUGCAGUUCUUCUUCUAUGUGGUCUGGCUCAAGGUGGCAGAGCAGCUCAUUAAUCCGUUUGGGGAGGAUGAUGAUGACUUUGAGACAAACUGGCUGGUGGACCGUAAUUUACAGGUGUCUCUGCUGUCAGUGGAUGAGAUGUAUGAUCUGGUUCCUCUGGUUGAGAGAGAUAAAUACUGGGAUGAAUCAGAGCCUCAGCCGCCUUACACAGCUGCCAGCGCCGAACACCGCAAACCCUCAUUCAUGGGAUCUGCUUUGGACAUCAGCGUUCCCAAAGAGGAAAUGGAAUUCCAGCACAAUCUGGAGCAGAUUAAAGAACAUGAGGAGGCCAAUCAUUCCACUCCAUUCCUGGGCAGCUUGAGUCGCAUUCUGGGUGUCCAGUCGCCCAAUUUCUCCCGCCCGACACCCACGUCCCGAGUCUCCCUCCUGCGGCGGCGUCCCCGCGCCCCCUUCUCUCGUUUCCCCCUUUACCUCCAUCCCGAGAACUCUCCGAUGCCCAGCCACGCCCGGAAUGCUGACAUAGAGGAUGCGUUCUCAUCCAUGCCUCUAUACGAAAGACCCGGUUUCUACAGUUGCCCUCAGACGCCCAUCCACUGCGUCCCUCCGUCCAUUCCUCGCCCAAGGCUGCGAAGAGCGCACGGCGACAGCUCCAGCUCCCUGGCGCAUCCCCUGGUGGGCUCGCCAGUCCUGUCUACACCUGACACGCCCGCGCCUCCGUCCUCCGCCUUCCCUUGGGUGGGCGAAGACAGUGAACAUUCGGGUCCCGCUUUCUGCUUUCCGGACCCUGUGCCUGAGCUGUUACCCAAAGUAUGGCCAAGUCAAGGGUUGCCGUCGCGUCGGCCCCUGCCUCUACGACUCUCUUUGGACACGUCGCCAUCUCCGUCUACACCCGAAAGGGUGUUUUCUUUCACCCCUCCAUCUUGGCCGCAAGCUCAAAUCCACACUGCCAGUUCAGGGAGUGUGAAUGUGACCGCAGCGACAAACAGCAACAGUAACCUGUGCAACGGGGCAGCAAAUAAUCCCUGGCCAAUCAGCAGAAGCACCACUGCAAGCACAGCCAAUCCUGUCAGCACCAGCCCCACAGCGACUCAGCAGACAGCCAAUCAGCACAACUCUGCCAACGACUCUGGCAUCUCAUUGGCUGAGGGGGAUCUGUUGGGUGCUGUGGUGAAAAUGAGGGAACAGCUCUGAGUUAGGUGGAAAAUACCAGCUUAGACCAGCAUGAAUUCUCUUCCAGACUGGUUUAGAGCUGAUCCAACAGGUUAAGAUCUUUGCCUUGGGUGAGUGAAGGUAGUGAACAUUCGGGUCCUGCUUUCUUCUUUCCGGACCCUGUUUUUGAACUGUUACCUAAAGUACGCCACAGUCAAGGGUUGCCAUUGCACCUGGACACGUCCUCAUCUCUGUCUACACCAGAGAGGGUGCUUUCAUCACCCCUCAACACCGCCAGAUCAGAACCCGGGAAUGUGGCCGUGACGUCAAACAGCAACACUUACCUGUGCAACAACACCUAGCCAAUCCGCAGAAGCACCACUGCAAGCACAGCCAAUCCUGUCAGCCCAAGCCUCACGGCGACUCAGCAGACAGCCAAUCAGCACAACUCUGCCAAUGACUCUGGCAUCUCAUUGGCUGAGGGGGAUCUGUUGGGUGCUACAGUGAAAAUGAAGGAACAGCUGGAAAAUAUACCAGCUUAGACCUGAAUUCUCUAGGUCGGACUGAUUUAGAGCUGGUCCAGCAUGUUUUUGUCUACAUUUAAGACAUUUUAAGAAACCUCAGUAUCAAAAACCUUUCUGGGGUUCUCAGAAGCGGAAGUCGUCGUAAACUUCUACAGUGGUCAACAUAAAUUCUCAUUUGCCCCAACAGCAAAAAAAAAAAAAAAAAAAAGAAUCCAUGGUAGACUUUCUGACAUUCCAAAAGAGGAAAAAAUAUUGAGAGAUUAAUUACGCUGGCCAGAUGUGAGAAAGAUGCCAAACUGCCUUCACUCCCUUAGCUGUUGUGUUAGAAACACUCAUGCAGAAACGACUUUUAUGUAAGUUAAUGGAAAGGUAAUAAAACACAAAGUAUAGUCCUUUUUACAAAAUACUAAAUAUUAUAUAUAUGUAUAACUUUGCUAGAUUUAUGAUGUUAAUAACUGUGGAAACGUCAUCACAGUCAGUGAAUAAGGUCCAUGAAUUAUAACAUGCAUAAUUUGAUCAGUUCCAUCAAUCAAACUGAUCAUUUCACUUUCCGGUCAUCGUUAUUUUUUUAUUAUACUGCUGUACAGUAUGUAACUCGUAUAAAUCAGUAAAAUCACUUCUUGAUCUCCACUGUCACUCUCAUUGCAUAAACAAUGUUGCAGAAUAUUUAUAAAAAUUAUAAAACAAAUGAUAUCAAAGAAAAGGUCCAGAUCCACACAAAGAUCCUGGUGCAGAACAAACCUCCCAAACACAGUGCAUCAUGGGACUGUAACUGAAUUAAACUCUUUUGUACCAAGCUGCGCACUUUACACUAAUUCUUCUCAGAAUGAGGUGAACGGAGGGUAAAAUCAAAGCCCAGUUUAAUCUUGCCUUGAUUUACUGCAGAAUAUUUAUAGUCAGCAUGCAUUUGUUUAACAUGUUUGACAUCAUUAUUCAAGCCACUCAGCAGGUACAUCAAAUGCAUUUCUUCUUUAUCUGUAUAUAUAAAGAGAAGAUAUUAUGGUACGUACCUGAUGGAAAAUAGAGUUUAGUUUUG
Molecule: messenger RNA, 3628 nt
Organism: Sinocyclocheilus grahami
Lineage: Eukaryota; Metazoa; Chordata; Actinopteri; Cypriniformes; Cyprinidae
Product: bestrophin-1-like
Exons: 10
Coding region: 86-2110 (674 amino acids)
Molecular function (GO): chloride channel activity
Source: RefSeq, a predicted model, not a curated record